GCUGACUAGAAAUGGGAAAGAUGACUGUCUGAUGCGGCAUGACCGAAUCACUACCAUACUUGGCUUUUUGUUGGUAUGCUUGGCCAAUUAGGAUGUUAGUGGCUUGGCUGGCUAAAUGUGCCUCGUGUGAGAAGGCAGACUUCAGGCUUUCAGCUCGGAGACCUCUGACAGCAGCUUCGCUCUCGCACCAUAAAAGAACAGCAUUGUGUGCCUUUUCAUUCAAACAGCGCAAACAAAACAAAAAUCACCAAACGAAAAUUCAAUCAAUGGCGUCCCAAGCGCAAGUUAUCAGAGCCCCUGCGCGGCCGCAGCAGACGCAUCGCCUGUCCAUCUUCCUCGGAGGGACCGCCAGCGACACGGGGGAACCCGAUUGGCGGGAGGCGCUGAACAAAGGACUCGCCGACCAGGCCGUCACCAUCUUCGACCCGAAACGCGACGACUGGGACGCGACAUGGCGAGAGGACUUCUCCGACACGCGCUGGGCGGACCAGAUCCAGUGGGAGCUCGACAUGCAGGACACGGCCGACAUCAUCGUGGUGCUGUUCCAUGGCGUCACGGCCGCGCCCGUCAGCUUGGCCGAGAUGGGCAUGGCUUCGCGGACGGGGAAGCUGAUUGCGUGCGCGCUGGACGGGUACUGUAAGAAGGGCUACGUGGAGGCGGUCUGUAGGAAGUUCAAGGCGCCGUUUGUGCGGAGCGAGGAUGAGCUGAGGAGGGUGGUGAUGGAGAGACUGAGUGAGCUGCGGGUGGGCAGAGGAGAAGAGUGAUUAAGAUGGGGGGAGUCGGUCGGGACUUGAUGGGACGAUAGAUUCUCUCUGAGCGAUACUUGCCCUUUCAACCCCCCAAAUAGUUCAAUACCCUAAUGAAACAUAUUGGACCAACUCCUUGACGAGCAAGUUAUCCAGUGUCAAG
This is a messenger RNA of Ilyonectria robusta, 909 nucleotides long. RefSeq lists its product as uncharacterized. The transcript has a single exon. NCBI's taxonomy places the organism in Eukaryota, Fungi, Ascomycota, Sordariomycetes, Hypocreales, Nectriaceae. The coding region runs from base 39 to 764 and encodes 241 amino acids. The record is from RefSeq and is a predicted model, not a curated record.